Molecule: messenger RNA, 2386 nt
Organism: Colossoma macropomum (tambaqui)
Lineage: Eukaryota; Metazoa; Chordata; Actinopteri; Characiformes; Serrasalmidae
Gene: celf4
Product: CUGBP, Elav-like family member 4
Exons: 14
Coding region: 1-1542 (513 amino acids)
Biological process (GO): mRNA splice site recognition; regulation of alternative mRNA splicing, via spliceosome
Cellular component (GO): ribonucleoprotein complex; cytoplasm; nucleus
Molecular function (GO): mRNA binding
Source: RefSeq, a predicted model, not a curated record
AUGGCAACUUUGGCGAACGGGCAGGCGGACGGCGCGAGCGGGCUGGUGAACGGACUAAGCCACGCGCACGGCCCCACGAGCUGCGCCACCAUCCCCAUGAAGGACCACGACGCCAUCAAGCUCUUCGUGGGACAAAUCCCGCGCAACCUGGACGAGAAGGACCUGCGGCCGCUCUUCGAGGAGUUCGGCAAGAUCUACGAGCUCACCGUGCUGAAGGACCGCUUCACAGGCAUGCACAAAGGCUGUGCCUUCCUCACAUACUGUGCCAGAGAGUCGGCGCUGAAAGCUCAAACUGCCCUCCACGAGCAGAAGACAUUGCCUGGGAUGAACAGGCCUAUCCAGGUGAAGCCCGCCGACAGCGAGAGCAGAGGAGAAGACAGAAAACUUUUUGUGGGCAUGCUGAACAAGCAGCAGUGUGAGGACGAUGUGCGGCGCCUGUUUGAAUCCUUCGGCAGCAUUGAGGAGUGCACCAUCCUCAGAGGCCCUGACGGAAACAGCAAAGGUUGUGCGUUUGUGAAGUACUCUUCUCACGCCGAGGCUCAGGCAGCCAUCAGCGCACUACACGGCAGUCAGACCAUGCCUGGUGCCUCCUCCAGUCUGGUUGUGAAGUUUGCAGACACAGAUAAAGAACGCACCAUUCGGCGCAUGCAGCAGAUGGCCGGUCAGAUGGGCAUCUUCAAUCCUAUGGCCCUGCAGUUUGGAGCGUAUGGAGCCUACGCACAGGUGCAGCAGCAGGCAGCGUUGAUGGCGUCUGUUGGACAGGGAGGUUAUCUCAGUCCUAUGGCUGCGUUUGCUGCAGCCCAGAUGCAGCACAUGGCCACCAUCAACGGCCUGCCCGGAGCACCGAUGACCCCUACGUCAGGAGGAAGUACGCCCCCUGGCAUCACUGCACCCACAGUGACCAGCAUCCCCUCACCAAUCAGCGUUAACGGCUUCACCGGGCUGCCCCCUCCUCAGGCUAACGGGCAGCCGCCUGCAGAGGCAGUGUUCACUAACGGGAUUCACCCCUACCCAGUCCUGCAGGAGGUGGUUUUUAGGGAAGACUCGGAGAAGGGCGGCUUGGGCGUGGCUCAGCGGAGUUGUUUUGGGGUUCAGGGAAGCUGCUUCCUCUCUUCUCUCUCUGAAGCCCAGAGUCCUACAGCAGCUGAUCCUCUACAGCAGGCUUAUGCAGGAGUCCAGCAGUAUGCAGCAGCCUACCCAGCUGCAUAUGGACAGAUCAGCCAGGCCUUUCCACAGCCUCCUCCCAUUAUACCCCAGCAGCAGAGAGAAGGGCCAGAGGGUUGUAACCUGUUCAUCUACCACCUCCCUCAGGAGUUUGGGGAUGGCGAGCUGAUGCAGAUGUUCCUGCCUUUCGGUAAUGUCAUCUCCUCCAAAGUGUUUGUGGAUCGGGCGACAAACCAAAGUAAAUGCUUUGGCUUUGUGAGCUUCGAUAACCCAGGCAGUGCUCAGGCUGCCAUCCAGUCCAUGAAUGGCUUCCAGAUCGGCAUGAAGAGACUCAAAGUGCAGCUCAAGAGGCCAAAGGAUGCCAACCGCCCAUAUUAGCCCCGCCCCCACAUGACCCUCACCCUGGGGGUGAAGGCCACUGCAGCACACAGGGAACAACAGGUUUUGUAGAGUUGGAACACAUGCUGACAACAUGAGUAACGUUAACGAAACACAAAAGAAACUCAAAAGGACAAAGGGGGCGGCGCGGCUGGGUCGGACGCGCAGUGAUAAGUGUGUCGGACAUGUGAGGAGGCCACGGGCGCUUGACACACCACCACCACCGCAAAGCUCAGUGGACCUUUAGGACCUCAGCGGACACUCAGGAGAGCCGCCGCGUUCCGCAACCAUAUCGGACUCCCUCUCUGAGUCUCCGCAGCCUGCCUGAUCAUAGGAGCCCUUCUCAUAUAGAACCACAUGGAAGAUCAUACAGGAAAAAAACAAGAACAACAAAGUAUCUACAACUAAAAAAAAAAAAGAAAAAGAACAAUGUAAGCCCUUUGGAAGAGCCUCAGAAGAAACUGACUCCAAGAACAAGGCAUUAAAGAGAAUAAAAAAAAACACUUUUGAAAUCAAGAACUUUUAGGGGUGGGGGGAUUAUGUAAUAAGGGACUUGUCUUUGAGGAAACUUUUUAAAAGAAACUGUUUUAGAGAUUAAAAACCACCAACAACAAACUUUUUGGAAGAGAGAAAACUUUUGGAAGGAUGUGACACUUCAGGACACAAAGCUUGCUGUGGUUGCGGGAUGGCCAUCUUUAACUCGGAGUGCCUGUCCGUUUCCGGGGGGGACAGCUGCCACAAAGAGCCGCAGCUGCAGUCCCCCUGGGAGGCUUAUCUGUCAUUCCUUAGUUGUGUAGGGACCAAAAGACCAAACCUUUUUAAUGAUAACGACAAAAAAAAUGAA